This is a messenger RNA of Ctenopharyngodon idella (grass carp), 5540 nucleotides long. Its product is annotated as E3 ubiquitin-protein ligase TRIM35-like. The record is from RefSeq and is a predicted model, not a curated record. The coding region runs from base 1511 to 2923 and encodes 470 amino acids. Lineage: Eukaryota; Metazoa; Chordata; Actinopteri; Cypriniformes; Xenocyprididae. The transcript has 6 exons. Gene Ontology annotation, molecular function: protein binding; zinc ion binding.
ACAAAUUGUGAAUAAAAAAGGAAUGCAAUAAUUUACAAAUCUCAUAAACUUAUAUUUUAUUCACAAUAGAAUAUAGAUAACAUAUCAAAUGUUGAAAGUGAGACAUUUUGAAAUGUCAUGCCAAAUAUUGGCUCAUUUUGGAUUUCAUGAGAGCUACACAUUCCAAAAAAGUUGGGACAGGUAUCAUAAGAGGCCGGAAAAGUUAAAUGUACAUAUAAGGAACAGCUGGAGGACCAAUUUGCAACUUAUUAGGUCAAUUGGCAACAUGAUUGGGUAUAAAAAGAGCCUCAGUAACUUUGAACACAAGAGACCCGGGUUCGAUCCUCAUCUUGAACAGACCCAUUACAGAUAGAGAGCUGAGGAUCACCACGAACAACUCUGCAGUGAACAUUUUUCACAGGAUAGUCUUACAAACUUUCAUUGGAGACAACUGGGAUUCAAUGAAGAACCGCUGUUACUGGUGAAUGGGGCCGAACCGACUAUCUCCCGCCCUGGCCUUCAUCCUCCCAUCCUUCGAAGCACCGACAACUGGUGCCAUCGUCAGCAGUACGUGCCCACCAAUGAGUGUAGGUUCCCGCGAGUGGGCAUGGUUUCAGCUUUGACAGCGGAGAAACCCCCCAACAUUUGACAGCAGAGAAAACUGUUUAUUUUUUUCAAGACUGAUAACUUUUUUUUAAUCACUUGCCUUUUUUUUUUUUUUUUUUUUUUUUUUUUUUAAAUCAGAUUUGGCUGGGUGGUUAAUAACACAUUUUUCUGUGGUGUGACAAACUCAGAACACAUAUUUAAUAUUGCUUUACACUGACUUUAACAAGGCAAAUAUCUUGGGAUCUGCCAGUAAGGAACUUACGGUAUCAAGUUACACAGCACAGUAGGUUAUGCAGCUUUGUAAUGAGUUUUGAGGGCAUGAUAGUGUUAAAUGUCUAACUGCAGUCAAUAAAAGGUAAUACUUUUAAAAAAUAAGGACUAAUGUCCUUAUUUUCCAAGUGGGUUAGAAUUUUGUGAAUGAUAAAUUUAAUUGCAUCCUCUGUGGAUCUAUUUGUCCUGUUCACUGCAGUAGAUCAGAGGAGUCUGCUUUGGUGCUCAUGAUGAGUUUCUUAAUAAGUCUCUCAAAACACUCCAUGAGAACCGCUGGUCUGCAGUCAUUGACACAAGAGAUUGUGUGGAACAGAGAUGAUAGUGGUGGACUUGAAACUGAAAGGAACUGCAGACAGGGUGAGGUAAAGAUUCCACAAACACACUCACACGAUCAGAAACCACAGUCUUACAGCACUUACCAGGAAGAGGUUAACUUCUUAUUUCUCCUUUCUGUUAUACUGACUUUGUCUUGAAGAAAGCAAUAAAAAAAAUCAGUGCUCAAUGAAGAACAAAGAGGAAAAACUUUCAAGAAGGACUUUUAUGUUUGUUUCUGAAAAGAUAGCAUAUAUUUGUGAUUCUCAUGGCUAUUCAUUUUUGAGACCUUGAUUCAGAAAGGAAAAGUAAAGUUUAGAUUGCUGGACCUCAAAGAGAGAAAAUGGCUUCACUAUCUGAAGACGAUCUUUCUUGUUCCAUGUGUCAUGAAAUCUUCAAGGAUCCAGUUAUUUUAUCAUGUAGUCACAGUGUCUGUAAAGAGUGUCUUCAACAGUUCUGGAGAACCAAGGAAACUCAGGAGUGUCCUGUCUGCAAGAGAAGAUCCUCAAGAGAUGAUCCUCCGAUUAAUCUUGCGUUAAAAAACUUAAGCAAGUCAUUCCUAAAGGAGAGAAAUGAGAGGCGUUCAGCAAGGUCUGAGGAGAUCUGCAGUUUACACAGUACGAAAUGUAAAUUCUUCUGUCUGGAGGACAAACAGCCUGUGUGUGUAGUGUGCAGAGAUUCACGGAAACACGCCUAUCACACAUUCAGACCCAUCGGUGAAGUGGCUUCAUCAUAUAAGGAGGAGCUCAAUACAGUGCUGAAGUCUUUACAAGAGAAACUUCAACACAAUGAAAACAUUAGAGGCGAGUUUGAGAAUACAAUUCAACACAUCAAGUCUCAAGCUGUGCACACAGAGCGUCAGAUUAAACAGCAGUUUGAGAAGCUUCAUCAGUUUCUCAGAGAUGAAGAAGAAGCUACAAUCACUGCACUGAGGGAGGAAGAGGAGCAGAAGAAGCAGAUGAUGAAGGAGAAGCUGGAGGAGAUGAACAGACACAUCUCAGCUCUUUCACACACAAUCAAAGACAUGGAGGAGAUGAUGAAAGCCAGUGACCUCUGCUUUCUGAAGGAGUUUCCAGUCUCAAUGGAAAGGGUUGAGAUCUCACAGCUGGAUCCACAGAUGGCUUCUGGAGCUUUGAUUCAUGUGCCACAUUAUUUGGGCAACCUGCCAUUCAGAGUCUGGAAGAAGAUGCAGGACAUCGUCCAAAACAGUCCUGUGAUUCUGGAUCCAAACACUGCAAAUCCACGUCUUGUCCUGUCUGAUGAUCUGACCAGUGUGAGAUACAGCUCGGAUGAACAACUGCUUCCUGAUAAUCCAGAGAGAUUUGACUUUCUCUGUGUUCUGGGUUCAGAGGGUUAUAACUCAGGAACACACUGCUGGGAUGUGGAGGUUAAAGAGAGUUCAUACUGGAGUCUUGGAGUAACUACAGCAUCAAACCAGAGGAAGGGAGGUGUUUUCUUCAACGCUGAUGUUUGGAGUGUAUGGUACCAUCAGUAUGGACUGACUGGGUUUGGUUUUCCUGUUAAACAGGAUCUUGAGAGGGUGAGAGUUUAUCUGGACUAUGACAGAGGAUUGGUGUCAUUCUCUGAUCCUGUAACUAACACACAUCUAUACACAUUCACAACCACCUUCACUGACACUGUCUUUCCAUUCUUCAAUUGUGAUUGGUCGUCUCAUCUGAGGAUCUUACCGUUCAAUAGUCAGCAAAUGUUACACCAAUACACUGUUAAAAGUUGCUGUAAAACAGCCAUUCUCUGAUGCUCUGAUGCCAUUACAUAGUGAUUAAAAACAAAUUUAGACAUUGAUGAACACCUGCUGUUAACACGCAGAAUCACUGAAGGAAAGGGAAACGAGAACUGAAAAAGCACAAGAACUACAUUCAACAUCCAACCACAGCCUUAGAUGAAAUCUAAGAACAACUCCACAAACCGCAUUAAUGGCUUCACUUCUUACUAAAUAUUUUAACUUUAUUUCUGUCAUGCAUCUGCAGAAGUUCUUAUUAAUAAUGAUCAGAGCUUUAGAUGUUAAUGUUUGGUUGAAAGUAUUUCAUUUGAGGUCACCGUCAUGGUAAUUUGUGUAGUGUGUUUUUUGUAGUGGUGUUUUUUUUUUUUUUUUUUUUUUUUUUUUUUUUUUCCUUGGGUUGCUGUAACAGUGUUUUAUGAAGCACAUUUGUUUUGGCAAAAAAAAAAAUGAGACUACAAAAAACAUCACAAAGUGUUGCUGCAGCCAGUUAAAGAGUUUCUACUGCACGAAAUUAACACACAGAGACAUCAACAAUCAGCAUAUGAAUCUUAACAAUAGCGACAAUAAAAAAUAGAUAAACAGAUCAAUACUGAACAUCACAAAACAAGGUACUAAAAAUUCACAAAAAAAAAAACAAACAUACAACAUAAAAUCAUACAACAAUUCAGCUGCGAAAUUGUUUCAUGCCGCGAUGCAUGCUGGGUUACCUUUUUUUUUUUUUUUUUUACAUGCUGGUACCUAGCAUGCAUUGCAGCAUGAAACUUUUGACCAUGGUUAAGAUUCAUAUGCUGAUUGUUUAUUUCAGUCUGUCUAAAUGUUGCAGUAGUUUGAAAUGUCCACAGCAUGUUAAAAAAUAAUAAUAAUUAUGCUUCGGAGCGUUAUGAAUCAGCGUGUCGAAUCAUGAUUCGGAUCAUGUGUCAAACCGCCAAACUGCUGAAAUCACGUGACUUUGGUUUCCGAACUGCGGAUUCGACACGCUGAUUCAUAACGCUCCGAAUCUUCCUGAAGCAGUGUUUUCAAAUCGGCCAUCACUAAAUAAGUUGUUAUUUUGUUUUUUUUGGCGCACCAAAAAUAUUCUCGUCGCUUUAUAAUAUUAAUAUUGAACCACUGUACUCACAUGAACUGAUUUAAAUAUGUUUUUAGUACCUUUAUGGAUCUUGAGAGAGGAAAUGUCAUUGCUGGCUAUGUAGGCCUCACUGAGCCAUCGGAUUUAAACAAAAAUACCUUAAUUUGCGUUCCGAAAUAUUAAGGAAGGUCUUACGGGUGUGAAACGGCAUGAGGGUGUGUAAUAAAGGACAGAAUUUUUGGUGAACUAACCCUUUAAAGUAUGGUUCCAAAAACACAUCCGGGAGUAAGUUCAGUUAACAGAGUAUUUUUACAGUUAUCACACAAGACAUUUUUAACCGAGCGAUGAAUCAACGAGUCACCGUGGAAAUGGAUGCUAAGAAAAAGUGUGCAAUACUACUUCCUUCUUCAUUUGUUUAAUGACUAUGGACAUGCUUUGUGCAUGUUGCCACCUGUUUGGUGGUUGUGCAAUCAUAUUUAAAUCUUUUUGUUUAUUUUUAAUCACUUUGAAUAAGUACUAUAUUGUUUGAUUAUAUUGAUUAUAAUGUAUAAAUGUAUCUUAUUAUAUGGUAAUCAAAUUAAUAUAAUUAAAAUAGAACGACUGAUUAUACUAAAUAAUAGUCUGUGCAUGCAAAGAUAACAAGUUUUUUUUUUUUUUAUGUUUUGACAUUUUGCUUCCACAUUGAUUGAAAGGUGAGAUAUUUCAUAUGUCUUUUUUAUUAUAGAGCAGGUUAUGUUCAAAGAAUAAGUUGCUAUGCAUACUUACAUACCCUGAAAGUUACCUCCAUUUUUGUAAGCUGAAGUUAUCCACUUACUUCCCCUUACAUAACCUGCUUUCUGGAAUACAGUUAGUGUUUGUUAAAUAUAAGAAGAGGAAAUAAAACUAGACAGCUUUCUGAAGAAAAUAUAUAUUUAACCUCACGACUUGAGCAACAAGUUGAAGUAUCAAGAAAUCCAAAUUUGCAGCAGGCUAGACACUAGAGAUCUCACUUCAAUUCUCAAGUAAUAGUGUUUAGUGGAGCACUAAAUAUCUUAUUUCCAUUCUCAAGUGAUAAUGAUUAAGUUGAACACUAGAGAUCUUAUUCACAGGUGAUAGUGUCCAUAAGGGGAGAGACAUCACUCGACUUGAACAGGUAUUGAAGGCCUUAUAGAGUAUACAUUUCUGGGGUGUCAUGGACACUUGGUUUCAUUUAAGUCAGGUGUGCAGAAUAAAUCUACCACAUUCUCAGCAGAGGAUUAAACAACUUAUUUUACAUCUUAAAUUACAUUACAUCACUUAUUACAGUUUAGUUUGUCUUUAUCUCUUAUAAUUGCAAUUGCAGGUGUUUUCUGUGAGAGGCUUACGUGCAUACAUACGCGCUCAUUUAUAUAAUAAUACUCAGAUGUUUAUGGUCAUAAGAGUAACAUCAUUCAUUUGAAUCUGUGAAGGGUUAACUAGGCUUAUUAUUUUUGUACACUCACAAUAAAAACAAAACUACUUAUAAAAAAGAAAACAAAAGUAAUUUUCGGGCCGUCUCUUUUUCCUUUCCCGUGAGCUUCUCAAAAAUGAACCGAAAUUCAGCAUAGA